AUAGAUCCAGCUGGGUUUGGUCUGACUAUCAUCAUCCUCGCUGGCUCCUCUUUCCUCCAGUUUCCUCGGGAAAAUCGGACCGUAUCCGCCGCUACCUGGAGGAUUUACCGACACUUUCUCCUCUGAGCGCGAGUCAAAGCCUCCAGCCCGCCGGAAAUAGCCUGAAAUCUUUAUUUCCGCUCUUUAUUUCUGCCUGUGAAGCCGAAGAGAGGAUGUCUGUCGCGGGGUUGAAAAAGCAGUUCCAUAAAGCCACCCAGAAAGUCAGCGAGAAAGUCGGAGGAGCAGAAGGAACCAAGCUGGACGAUGACUUCAAGGAAAUGGAAAAGAAGGUGGACAUCACCAGCAGAGCGGUGCUGGACAUCAUGACCAAAACCACAGAGUACCUCCAGCCCAAUCCAGCAUCCAGAGCCAAGCUGAGUAUGAUCAACACCAUGUCGAAGAUCCGCGGCCAGGAGAAGGGGCCCGGCUACCCGCAGGCCGAGUCCAUCCUGGGAGACGCCAUGCUGAAGUUUGGCCGGGAUCUGGGAGAAGAGUCCUGCUUUGGCCUGGCGCUGAUCGACGCCGGCGAGGCCAUGAAGGAGCUCGGCGAGGUGAAGGACGCUCUGGACAUGGAGGUCAAGCAGAACUUCAUCGACCCGCUGCAGAACCUCCACGAUAAAGACCUGAAGGAGAUCCAGCAUCAUCUGAAGAAAAUGGAGGGCCGGCGUCUGGACUUCGACUACAAGAAGAAACGUCAGGGGAAAGUCCAGGACGACGAGAUCAAGCAGGCGCUGGAGAAGUUCGACGAGAGCAAAGAGAUCGCCGAGCAGAGCAUGUUCAACCUGCUGGAGAGCGACAUAGAGCAGGUGAGCCAGCUGGCAGCGCUGGUCCAGGCCCAGUUGGAAUACCACAGCCGCUCCUCAGAAAUCCUCCAGCAGCUCUCCAGCAAGAUGGAGGACAGGAUAAAAGAAGUGUCCAGUAAACCCCGGAAGGAGUACACUCCCAAACCCAAGAUGACUCUGGAGCUCCUGCCCCCCAGCGAGAGCCACAACGGGGGGAUCCACUCGGCCAAAUCCCCGGGGAAAUCACCAGCGCCGAUGGACCAGCCCUGCUGUCGAGCGCUCUACGACUUCGAGCCAGAGAACGAGGGCGAGUUAGGCUUCAAGGAGGGCGACAUCAUCACUCUGACCAAUCAGAUCGACGAGAACUGGUACGAGGGCAUGAUCAACGGCCAGUCGGGCUUCUUCCCCAUCAACUACGUGGAUAUCCUGGUGCCGCUGCCCCACUAGUGUCCAGCCGGCCGCCCGGUUCUUCCCUCUCGACCAAUCCGGACACCCUUGAAACAGCCUGUAUUUGCAGAAACGACAAACCACGCCCUCCUUCUACUUCUUCUUCUUCUUCUGUGCUUCUGUGCAAUUCUGCUUUCACUACAAUGGACCAAACCGAGAGAGGCGCUGGACAACACAGGACUUUCAAAAAGAGACGAUGAGGAGAGGAGGAGGAGACUAUAGGGUAAGCGGUGCAGCAACGGAGAACUGAAAGAGACGAGAAGAUGGAGAGAUGUUGGUCUGUUAAAGCAUGGUGCAUAGCCUGGCAGCAAUGGACACCAAUGAGGCUUUGGAGACUUGCAAACAAGGCACAGUGUAUUAUGUACAUGCAUGUCUGAAUGUGUGUUUCAACCUGUCCGUACUCCGUUAUGACGAAGCCAGCACAAAUUCCUGCUCAUCGGUUACCAACCUGACAGCUUUUCCUCAUCUCUUUGCUUUGACUUCUUCUGCUUUUCUAGAAGUUUUCAUUUUUGUUCUCUCCGUCUUACUAGCACUGCCUUUUAGCAUGGCUCCGUAACCUGUAGAGCUACAGCUGUUGUCAUUUUACUAACUCUGCCUUUCUCGGAGUCGGCGUAGAUUUCCAGUUCAGUGGUUGAAUGCAUGGACCAGCCACAUCAACGGUUUAGGAGAUUAGAUCCAGUUCCAGGGUGAAUACGAGGUUUAAUCUUUGAGUUUAUCUGUCUUGAAACUUUAGCUGCGUUUUAGAAGACAGCAGCCAUGUCGGAUCGGUGAAAGAGAGGAAAACCUUGAGGUUGCCGUGUUCUACAGCGGCUAAAAUAAACUGGUAACCAUUUGUAGAAAGAUUUGCACUGAGCUACAGAGAGGUUUUGUUUUUCUGUCCUUCUAGAGUCACAUCUGUUGGUUUUAAAGUGUGGAGCUGUUUGCAGAUUUGUCUAGUUCCCUGCCUUUGCACGCGAGACUGACUCGCUGAAAUCUUAACGUUUAAUGUUCAGGACUUUGGUCCAACAUGCAUUCAGUUCAGAUGUUGAUCACUGCCUCCCUAAAACGACACAUAACUGUUGAAGCAGGAAACAAAAUAGUUUACAGAAAACUCAUCUUCUGCAGCAAUUACAAUUUUCAGUAAUUUCACCAACAACCAGUUUUUACCAUCAGUCAGAUUUUAACAUAAAAUUAAAAUGAUUAAUUUAGCUUCUUAGGAAUACAAAAAGGCAAUUUCUGAUCAUCUUUAUCAGAUAAAAAAAGUCACAUGAAGGAGUUUGACUUUGAUUUCUGCAUUAAUGAGAUUUAUUUGAAGGAGUGAACUCUAAAUACUGUCAAUGACCAAUUCUGGCCUAAAAUAUGAACUCAACUUUAAACAAAAACACAAUUUCAUCACUAAAACAUAAUUAAAUCUUGUUUUUAUAUAUAGUUUGAUACACUGAUCAUUUCCUGUACUAUAGCAACUAUUGCUAGCCUUUUAUUUCCUAAUGUUAUUUGGGUUAAACUUUAUAGUUACAACUAUUUGCAAGAUAUUGCAUCAUCAAAUUCUGUUUUAAUGCAUCAACCAAACUUAUUAUGUUUUUAACAUUAUCAUAUUUAAUUUCCCUUUGGGAUCAAUAAAUUAUUCUUUAACUGACCUGAACAAUAUUCAUUUAAACAAAAAAUAUAGAAUUAGGUUUUCUGUCUUCAACGGUACAGAACAUAAGAAGGUUAUUUUUGACUGGGUCGAGUCAACAUAAACAUUAAAACGCUAAACGUGCCAGAAUGUCGUCACCGGUCUGAAACUCCCUCCAGGUUUCCAGCUGGAUGG
Messenger RNA from Xiphophorus hellerii (green swordtail), 3057 nucleotides. It is a transcript of the gene sh3gl2b, whose product is annotated as SH3 domain containing GRB2 like 2b, endophilin A1. Gene Ontology annotation, cellular component: presynapse; glutamatergic synapse; cytoplasm. The coding region runs from base 213 to 1268 and encodes 351 amino acids. The record is from RefSeq and is a predicted model, not a curated record. Gene Ontology annotation, biological process: synaptic vesicle uncoating. NCBI's taxonomy places the organism in Eukaryota, Metazoa, Chordata, Actinopteri, Cyprinodontiformes, Poeciliidae. The transcript has 9 exons. Gene Ontology annotation, molecular function: protein binding.